Pleuronectes platessa (European plaice) is the source of this 642-nucleotide messenger RNA. It is a transcript of the gene smim1, whose product is annotated as small integral membrane protein 1. Lineage: Eukaryota; Metazoa; Chordata; Actinopteri; Pleuronectiformes; Pleuronectidae. The record is from RefSeq and is a predicted model, not a curated record. Bases 277 to 504 code for a protein of 75 amino acids. The transcript has 3 exons.
AGGAGUCAUAUAAGCCGGUGGAAGUCAACAGUUGGAAAACUACCAAUGAAUUUAUGACAGAGUGACCUUAGUAAACACAUGUACUAAGGCCAAGGUCUCUUACCGAGCAGGAGGAAUGUCUCUCACCGUCUCAGUGUAAGUCGUGGGUUUAAAGAGCUGGAGACCAGAGCUUUAUAGUGGUGUUGACUGGUUCUGACUGAGAGUUCAUGUGUCCAGGCUGAGCAGUGAAGCAGUGAGUGAACAGUGAUUCCAGCAUUAACCAGCAAGAGAGGCAGGAUGUCCAACCUGUACUCCAACGGAGCCGGCAGCGUGCAGUAUGAUCGCUGGAACGAGGACAACGUCAACAUGAAUGUGGAGGCAUCACAGUCCACUGGGAUGAGGAUCUACAACAGAGUGUGUGUCGGCAGCACUGGGGUAGCAGUGAAGACAGCAGGAGCUCUGGCUGCACUGGUGUCCAUCUACAUCAUAGGAUAUGUGACAGGGUACUACAUCCAUAGGUGCUGAUGGUGGAGCUCAGCAAGGAGAGAAAAGCACUCGAACGAUGUAGACUAACGAUGACGAUAAGGCAUCUUUCGUCAGAAGAGCACUCAAUCCGAGUGUGUUCAAAAAUCUGUGAUCAUUUCAUUCUUAUUGGUAAUACAC